AGAUCACGUGACCCAACAGUAGCUCCGCCCACCGCCAGCAACCAGGGAAUGGUUGAACACCUACAGGAGCUGCUGCUGUUUACACUCUGUGUGUUUUCCUCCUCAAAUUCCCACGGCCAAAUUAUCCCUCAUUAUGGGGGACAAGGCAGGCACCCGGGUAUUCAAGAAGUCCAGUCCAAAUUGCAAGCUUACAGUAUAUUUGGGGAAAAGAGAUUUUGUGGACCAUCUAGAUCAUGUGGACCCUGUUGAUGGCGUGAUUCUGGUUGACCCUGAAUAUCUCAAAGAUAGAAAAGUAUUUGUGACCUUAACCUGUGCUUUCCGGUAUGGCCGUGAGGACCUUGACGUUCUAGGGCUCUCCUUCCGAAAAGAUCUUUACAUCUACACUUUUCAGGCCUUUCCUCCCAUUCCAGAGGAAUCCAAGCCCCACAGUCGUCUGCAGGAGAGGCUUUUGAAGAAACUUGGACAGAAUGCAUAUCCUUUCCAUUUCACUAUACCGCAGAACUUGCCAUGCUCUGUUACUCUGCAGCCUGGGCCUGAGGACACAGGAAAGGCCUGUGGUGUGGAUUUUGAGAUCAGGGCUUUCUGUGCCAAAACGAUGGAAGAGAAGAACCACAAAAGGAAUUCAGUGCGACUAGUGAUACGCAAAGUCCAGUAUGCUCCUGAGAAACCCGGCCCACAGCCGAUGGUGGAGACGACGAGGAGUUUCCUCAUGUCAGACCGGUCUUUACACCUAGAGGCUUCACUAGAUAAAGAGCUGUAUUACCAUGGAGAACCCAUCAGUGUUAACGUCCAUGUCACCAAUAACUCAACCAAGACUGUCAAAAGGGUUAAAAUAUCAGUACGACAGUAUGCUGAUAUCUGUCUCUUCAGUACAGCACAGUACAAAUGUCCAGUGGCUCAGAUAGAGGCAGAUGAUCAGGUGGCAUCCAGCUCUACUUUUUGUAAAGUGUACACACUCACACCCACUCUCAACAACAAUCGAGAGAAGAGAGGACUGGCGCUGGAUGGAAAACUCAAACAUGAGGACACCAACCUGGCGUCCAGUACUAUUGUGAAGGAUGUGAGUAAUAAGGAAGUUCUGGGUGUCCUGGUGUCAUAUCGGGUCAAAGUCAAGCUGGUGAUCUCCCGUGGAGGGCUUUUAAGCAGCUUGCUGGAGAGGGACGUCUCAGUGGAACUGCCUUUUGUCUUAAUGCACCCAAAACCUACGGAUUCCACCCUUUUACAUUCAACCUCAGCUGCUCCAAUGUUGGAUCCACCAAUUGACACCAACUUGAUAGAGUUCGACACAAACAGUUUAACUCCAGAUGACGACAUUGUAUUUGAGGACUUUGCUCGCUUACGGUUAAAAGGAAUAAUCGACAAGGAAGAGGACUGCUGAAUUUUUGUCAUCUCGUUCAUCAAGUGCAGAAGUGCUUCUCAUCAAAUUGUGCA
Onychostoma macrolepis is the source of this 1431-nucleotide messenger RNA. RefSeq names its product arrestin, beta 2a (gene arrb2a). Gene Ontology annotation, cellular component: cytoplasm. The coding region runs from base 134 to 1378 and encodes 414 amino acids. Gene Ontology annotation, biological process: signal transduction; positive regulation of ERK1 and ERK2 cascade; G protein-coupled receptor internalization. NCBI's taxonomy places the organism in Eukaryota, Metazoa, Chordata, Actinopteri, Cypriniformes, Cyprinidae. The transcript is spliced from 16 exons. Gene Ontology annotation, molecular function: angiotensin receptor binding. The record is from RefSeq and is a predicted model, not a curated record.